Molecule: messenger RNA, 726 nt
Organism: Phytomonas sp. EM1
Lineage: Eukaryota; Euglenozoa; Kinetoplastea; Trypanosomatida; Trypanosomatidae
Source: the annotation of a GenBank genome assembly
AUGCGGCGUUUCAACUGCGUUCCCGCUGCUCUCAUCGUGGAGCGGCAGGGCGCGCCGUCGUCGCCCGGGAGCCCCCCCUUUGCCGGUCUUUUCAUCGCCCGCCGUGGUCGUUUUUACCGCCCCCUCACGAAUCAAGGCAUUAACCUCUGGCGGCGGCGAAUGGGGCGGAUCCAUAACGGAUGGAACUACUGGGAUUACGCGCACACCCGCCCGGAUCCCCGCCCGAUGCCGGAGCCGGCUGUCAACAAUUAUUACGGCCGCUCUCGGAUUUGGAACCCGAUCGCGGGGAAGAUCGGGCUGGUGAAUCGAAAGGCGGAGAAUUGGAAUUGGCCGCACGCACGGCCGCCCCCGACGGGGCUGCGGCGCUCCCGUGAAUUUCUCCCGCACUUUCUCGAUCGCUACUUCCCCGAGGUGGAGGUGCGGCUCGUGCUCGAUAGCGUUCUGAACAACGAAACGACGCGGCCGGUGUUUCACAUCCCACAAGAUAUGUCGAAGCGGGAGCUGGCGAACUACCUGAAGAAUAUCUACGGCAUCGACCCCAUCGUGCGCAUCCAGGUCCACAACCAACGGGGGCGGCGAUUUAAAAAUGAGGUGGGGCAAAUCAAGUCGCUGCCGGAUUAUAAAGUUGCCGUGGUGGAGUUGGAAUCGCCUGUGAAGAUUGAGAUGAAGCAGCUCAAGGGGACGGAGGACACACCGGAUAACAGCCCGCGCGCCCAGAUCUCGUAA